This is a messenger RNA of Micropterus dolomieu (smallmouth bass), 1277 nucleotides long. RefSeq names its product retinal degeneration 3, GUCY2D regulator (gene rd3). The record is from RefSeq and is a predicted model, not a curated record. The coding region runs from base 200 to 847 and encodes 215 amino acids. The transcript has 3 exons. NCBI's taxonomy places the organism in Eukaryota, Metazoa, Chordata, Actinopteri, Centrarchiformes, Centrarchidae.
AGGAUGGGAGAGCAGAGAGAAAGAGAAUCCAUUUCUCUUCUCUCUCUGCUUUUUUAUUCAGCCAGUCUUGUCUCUGCAACAUCCAUCUGAUUUCUCAGGACUUUUCUGAUUCUGCUUCUCAGUGAUUCUGUUUCUUGCGGAGUCCAAGAAAAACUUAAAAAAGAAGAAGAGGAGGGGGGCUGUGAAGAAGGACAGUGCCAUGGCCUCCUGGUUCAACUGGAAUGAGCCAUAUUACCGGAGCCCCCGGCGGGACCCGGCCGACGUGGUCACUGACACCCUGAUGCUGGAGUUCAGCUGGCAGCUGAAGGAGGCGGAGAGGCAGCAGAGAGAGAGGGAGAGCGAGUACCGGCGCCUCAAGACCGGGGUGGACUACAGCUGGCUGGCCAGCACGCCUCGCUCCUCCUACAGCAUCAGCACCGGUGAGAAGCUUGGCCUGGAGGACCUCUGCUCCAAGGUGCCGCCACCCUGCUGCGGCCUGGUCAUACUCAAGUUUAGGGAGGUUUUGCAGGCCAAUGAGCCCGAGGUGCAGGAGGUGCCCGGCCUGUUUCGCUCCGUCCUCCUGGAGGCUCUGGAUCACGCCAAAGAGGAGCAGGAAGCUCAGCGGCUUGCCCGUCAGUGGAGUAACAAACGUGCCAUGAACAUGUCCCUCGUGAACUUCAGGUCCCGGAUCAAGAUCAACCCAUUUGGAAGCACGGUGGGCUUGACGUCCACUGUGGCCGACGGGGCGGGGUUGAGUGACCUCAAAACCGUGUCGGAGGAUGUGGAGAGAGGGAUGGAGAGGUCGCAGAGGGUGUGGAGCAUGCCUGACUUCAGAUACAAAGGAACCAGCAGCAGUAAAGUCGUGUGAUGUUGGGCGUAUACAGAACAGUGAUUGGGGGGGUUUCAUUGUGACAGAUGCUGAUCUCUGGCUGCAGUAUGCUUACAUGAGGCGAGGCAGGAUUAAUCCCAUAAUCCUCCUGCUCUUUUCAGUAUGAGACCAAUCAGCAUUUGAUCAAUUUACUUCUUUACCUUUACACCUGAAAGGGCAAUGUCAUGCUUUGUCAGAUAUUCUGUAACUUGACAGCACUUUUGGACUUGAAACAGUUUCAACUUUGUGUGAGAUUUUCGUCUUUUGCUGUGAUGCAUCUUGUAUUUUGUAGAUAUUUGGAUUAUAAACAUUGAGGGCUAUUUACUAUAAACUGGUAGGGAUGUUUAUAUAAUUUAAACGUUCUUGAGUCCUAAAUGUUGCAGGAAGAAAUUAAAUGCGUUGGUGUUGUUACGUCACACAACACAAAAUG